Centropristis striata (black sea bass) is the source of this 2341-nucleotide messenger RNA. It is a transcript of the gene bub1bb, whose product is annotated as BUB1 mitotic checkpoint serine/threonine kinase Bb. Bases 128 to 1408 code for a protein of 426 amino acids. Gene Ontology annotation, biological process: mitotic spindle assembly checkpoint signaling; meiotic sister chromatid cohesion, centromeric. The record is from RefSeq and is a predicted model, not a curated record. The transcript is spliced from 9 exons. Gene Ontology annotation, molecular function: protein kinase activity. NCBI's taxonomy places the organism in Eukaryota, Metazoa, Chordata, Actinopteri, Perciformes, Serranidae.
CGCGGCCCUUGUUCAAAACAGAGAACCGACCGAUGACCAGAUUUUGUUUCACCGCUGUACCUGUAACAAUCUGAGGGGGGAAGACCAAAGGAGGCCUCUUUAGCGGCAUCCAGUUCUAAUUUCGACCAUGGCAGAAGGAGGAGAUGUUGAAUGGGAGCUAAGCAAAGAAAACAUCCAGCCACUGCGGCGGGGCAGAACCAUAUCAGCCUUACAUCAGGCCCUCAGUCAACAACAGGACGGACUCAGCUCUGCCAUCAACCAGCAGAGACAGGCCUUUGAGUCCGAGCUGCGAAUGUACGAUGGAAAUGAUCCACUCGAUGUUUGGGAUCGGUAUAUUAAGUGGACAGAGCAAACCUUCCCUCAGGGAGGAAAGGAGAGCAAUCUGGUUGCGCUGUUGGAACAAGUUGUGGGCAGAUUCACAGAGGAAAAGAAAUAUCAUGAAGACCCUCGCUAUGUUGACCUCUGGAUCAAAUUUGCAGAGAACUGCCAGGAGCCGUUGGACAUUUACAGGUACAUGCAAGCACAGGGAAUCGGAGUGACACAGGCAUCUCUGUACAUCGCUUGGUCUGAAGAGUACGAGAAUCAGGGCAACAGUCGAAAAGCAGACCUGGUCUACCAGGAAGGAUUCAAGAAGUGUGCGGAGCCGCAUGAUAAGCUACUGCAAUUUCACAAUGCUUUGCAGGCGCGCGUGUCCCGACAGGUGAUGAUGAAUGUGGAGGAGGAUAGUGACGACGAGCCGAAACAACCUGAGAGAGUUUCUCUUGCUGAACUCAAACACAGAGGGAAGAAAAAGGCCAUUGCUCCAAUCAACAGAGUGGGGCCAGCAAUCAGAAGUACUUCUGGAGGCAUGCAGUCACACAAUGCCCCGGUCCUCGGCAAUAUUUCAAACAGUCGCUUGGUGGUCUUUGAUGAGAACAAGGCUCAAAGUGCAGACCCCUCAGAGCCAAACUCGGAGCCUUGGAUGGCCCCGCCCACUUCCAGGGCAAAGGAGAACGAGCAGAAGCCUGGGAAGUGGACUAACGUCAAGGUUCCCCAAAAGUCUAAAUUUGGACAUACUGUUAUGGCCCCGCCACCUCCCAAACCCACCUUCCAACCAUUUGUUGAGGAAUCAGACCUGCCGGCAACAAUGACUCCUUGUAAGAUCAACCCGGCAGUGAACACCGUUUUAUCAGCACGUAAGCCCUGCAGAGAAGAAACUCCUCUUAAGAGACUACAGGAGCACCAGCAGCAACAGAAGGAAGCAGAAUCUGGACAGUCCCAGGAGCAGAGCAUGUACUGUAAAGAGCUGCUGCUCAGCGGCGCCUCCGAAUUCUGCUUUGAGGAACUGCGUGCCGAACGCUACUUCAAAAAGGUCACGCAGGAGGUCGGAAAUCAGAAGGAUGAGGCAAAUACAGGUGCUUCAAACUGAUGCAACCUAAGACUCACAAGUUUGAACUUUUCUAGUCUUUCAAGAUAUUUUUUUUUUACCUUGUAUCAUGUAGUUACUGCUAUACAUUGUUUUUUAUCCCUGCUGUAAAUAUUUUUUCUUGGAGCUACAGAUACUCAAAAAGCUUUUUAGAAACCUUUUUAGAUGUGGCAUUUUAGUUUUGUUGGAUUCAGUGGGAACAAAUAUACAAUGUUAAUUAAAUCCAGUUGAAAUACUACAAUCUGCAAAAACUAAACAUGACAUGGAUGACAUAAAUAAUUACACAAUUUCAACAAACAAAAGAAAUAAUAUUUGCUUUGCAAGCUUCAUUCAGACAAGAUCUGCUGGCCUGGUGAAAAUACCCGUAAUCCCAUUCAUUUGAGUGGGCAUAGUGCAUUUAGGCUGCCGUGGAAAAGUUGAAACAGAUUGAACUUUUGGAGAAACACAACCUGACAUCACACCAAUCUCCUAACCAGUGAGUUAACAUCUUUUCACCUUGCCGCAAUGUGAUGGGUGCCGAAGAUGAUGUCAGUACAAGAAAGUUUAAAAAAGUGAGGGUAAAGAAUAAAAGACAAACACUUACCCCCAACUGCACACAACUGAGCCAUUAAAGUGACACCACAGUACAACCCUGCAGCCUAAUGUUUCUACUCUUUGUAAAUAGUCAUAUUAAAGAUUUUUGUUCACCACAGCUCGAGUCUCUGCUGCAGAAAUACUAACACUUUUUCCUAAUUUCCUGCUGACUGCUUUUUUUUUUUAACUGCCAUGUUCUUAAGAACAAUGUUGUUGUUUUUCUUGUUCAGUGUUUCUUGACCAGAAGUUUCAGUACAAUUCCAACAAAGAUGCUUCAGUGAGGCAAGUUUAAUGUCUCAGUCUGAGUGAAAUGUCCCUUCAAGGCCAUGUACCAUUGGUGGUCAAUAAACAAGUUAAAAUGUU